Messenger RNA from Cicer arietinum (chickpea), 1767 nucleotides. RefSeq lists its product as uncharacterized. Lineage: Eukaryota; Viridiplantae; Streptophyta; Magnoliopsida; Fabales; Fabaceae. Gene Ontology annotation, molecular function: catalytic activity. The record is from RefSeq and is a predicted model, not a curated record.
ACGGCCAGAGAAGUCCAGAGUAUUUUACUAUCCAAGUAUUUUUUGUUUUGACAGAUGCAAUCCCAAUCAGUAGUGUUGCCUCUGCCUAAAAGUUGGAAGAUGUAGGAAGUGUCUUUUUCAUUCUUUAUUUUUAUUAUAUAUUGGAAUGUAUUAGAUGCAUGUAACCGCUUCAUGAAUUUCCAUUCCGCAAUUAUUGCAUUUCAAUUUUAGUUUGUUCUUUUCUCGUGUUCUUCGCUCACCGUCUUCAUUCAAUUCUUAUAAAAAUUAUAAUUAAAAUAAUAUUCUAAAUGCUUUUCUUUAUUGAUUCUCAUAUCUUUCUCAGCUACACAAUAUUCCAACGCGAUAUGAGAUUCAUUGCAUCAAAAUAAUAACACCCAUUUGAAUUUCUUCAUUAACAUUCACAUUAAUCAUUUAAAGUUUCAUUCUUUUUUAUGUUGUCCAAGUUUUCAAGAUGCUUCAGCUUCGCCGCUUCCAGAGAUUGGUUAUACCGUCACUCUUUCACCGUCGCCGGUCUCCGCUCCGUCGUCACCGAUCUCGGUGAAGGAACCACCAUGCAUUGUUGGGUACCUAAAUUACACAAUCCAAAUAAUCCAACACUUGUUCUUGUUCAUGGUUUUGGAGCCAAUGCAAUGUGGCAAUACGGUGAACACCUUCGGCAUUUCAUCGCACACUUCAAUGUAUACGUCCCUGAUCUUCUCUUUUUUGGUGGGUCCUUCACAUCAAGGAAAGAGAGAACAGAAUCUUUUCAAGCUAUGUGUUUGAUGAAGCUCAUGGAGAUUCAUGGGGUCCACAGAAUGAACUUGGUUGGGAUAAGUUAUGGUGGAUUUGUUGGCUUUAGUUUGGCUGCUCAGUUUCCUGAUGUGAUUGAGAAGUUGGUUUUGUGUUGUGCUGGUGUUUGUUUAGAGGAAAUUGAUAUGAAAAAUGGGUUGUUUAGCGUUUCUAGUUUGGAUGAAGCUUCUAGUAUUUUGUUGCCACAAACUCCUAAUAAGCUUAGGGAAUUGAUGAGGUUGUCUUUUGUUAAGCCUGCUAGGGGUGUGCCUUCUUGGUUCCUUGAAGAUUUCAUUCAGGUGAUGUGCACAGAUCACAUUGAACAGAAGAGAGAAUUGCUUGAGGCAAUACUAAAAGAUAGACAACUUUCCAACCUUCCAAAUAUCAAACAGCCUACUCUAAUCAUGUGGGGAGAGCAAGAUCAAAUAUUCCCUCUGGAAUUAGGCCACAGAUUAAAAAGACAUAUAGGUGAAAAUGCUCAAAUGGUGAUCAUCAAGAAUGCAGGACAUGCGGUAAACAUAGAAAAGCCGAAAGAGUUUGCAAUGCACUUGAAAUCAUUCCUCAUUGAUGCAGACUCGCGCCCCUCCUCGUCGCCUUCUUUGAAAGAGCAAAUCCAGAAGACAUUUUCGUUCGAUUUCAUCAGGUAUUGGUCAGGCUGGGGUGCAUUGGCAUGGUGUGUUGCUCUAUUAUUAUUGCAGCCAAUAUUUGAAACCAAAUUGUUUGUAAUGCUUCUUAUCAUCUUUUUUCUAAAUUUCUCCCUUUGUUUCCUCUUUCUUCAUAAUACUUAAGAUGAAUCAGAUGCACUCACACAGUAUUAGUAUCGAUUAUUUGUUGUAAUUGGGAAGUUCUCUUCGUUUUCUAUACUCAGUUAGAGUAAAGAUCAUCUCCAUUUUCAUAGAUAGAUCUAUUACUAUAGUUUUUGAGUAUAUAAAGAAUUUCCAUUUCUAUAGCGUUGGAUACAUUAAUUCAAACCUUUAUAUGAUGGAUCCAUUACUUUAA